CAUAUUGCUGGGGACGCUCCCUCCUCUCCGCGCGUUUUUGGGGAGCUCUCCCCUCCUCCGGCCACACCCACGAACUGUCGGAGGCUCUCGUAAUGGCGGCCGUCGUCUCCCCAGUUCGCCGCGGCGGACGCCACUGAGCGGGCUCCCUGUCACGCAGAGCGCGCUCUUCUGGGAUACCAGCCGCUGUCGAGGCGUCCUCGUGCGGUUUGCGUGGACGCGAAUCGCGGACUCUUCAUUUUGCGCUUGAGGACCGUCGUCGCUCUGCUACGUGAAGCGUUGGAGGGAAAAAAAGGAUAGAGAGGAGCGAGAGGAGAAACACGGAGGAGUGCCGCUGUGGCUGUGAUCGCUGUGCGGUGGCCCUGUGCCUGGCGCUCGUCGAACAUGGGAGGAGAUACGCAGAGCCGGCCGCCGAUGGCUGCGCGGUGACGGCGGUCACCCAGGUGUGCUCUUCGUCCUCUCCCUGAGAGAAGCGAGCCGUGUGUGUGUGUGUGCGUGUGCGUGCCCGGUGCAGCGAAGAGAACGCUUUCGUAGAGCUCGUCGCUCACGUUUCUCUGUGGGAGCACCUGUACGCUCGCAGAGACCAUGGGUUGGCGCUGCGUGUUGCGAGCAGGCCAUCGGUCGGCCUCUUCCUGGGCGCCCCUCUUCCUGCUGGCUCUCCACCUUCAGUACCAAGCUUCUGAUGCACUGAAGAUAGGGCUCGUGAUGGGCGUGAACCAACCUCAACGUGUCGUCACAGCCUUUCGUGAUGUCAUCGAGUACACCAACCAGCGUGCGCCCGGUGACCGAUACAAGAUUACCCCGUUGACAACGAGGGUUUUCGACAAUGACACAUUCAAUGUCACCAAUGAAGCCUGCGGCCAGCUGAGCUCGGGUGCGGCGCUGCUCGUGUCCCCGGACGGCGGCACGGUGCUCGAGGCCCUGGCGGCCGUCUCGGCGCGGCUGCAGGUGCCGCUGCUGAGUGCGUCGGCGGCCCGCACUCCAUCGUCCCGUCUGACACGCUUCGGCCUCACACUCCGGCCGCAGGCGCACGGAGCGCUGGCCGCGCUCGUGCACGCAUUGCGCUGGCCGCGCCUCUACUACAUCUAUGACUCCGCAGAAGGUCUGGACAGGCUGCAGGAGAUACUGGCCGCGCUGCCCGCCGACUACCCUUUGGAGGUGCAGCACGUGCGGCGAAUACGCGGCGAGAAGGCUGCCCUCGAAUUUCUCCAGGAGCGCGAGAACGAACACUGGGACACGGACAAGUUCGUGCUGCUCGACUGCAGCAUAGAGACCGCGCGCCGAAUUGUGCAGUACGCGUACGGCAAGCGGCGAGCCUACUACACUUUCCUCUACGCGCGAUACACGCUUCCCGAUGACUGGAAGGACACCCAAGUGUACGACCAGAGCAAAGUCGUGGCGCUGCGCAUUCUCCACGAGGAUGCCAGCGGCCACCACAGCGCCGUGAGGGCGGCCAGCAGGGACUCGUACUACAGCUCCUCCGAGAGCAUCACGGAAGAGGAGGCUCUGGCGUAUGACGCGACACUUGUGGUGAGCGACACGCUGACGCGGCUGUCACGCGAGCGGCCCGAGCUGGGGCUCGAGCUCUACCAAGACGCCACAUCGGGCCAGAGCUCGCAGUGCUACGGCUCGCCGCUCGUGCCCUACAAGCACGGGCAGGCCAUCGCCGAGCUGCUCAAGAAGACCUCUGUCAACGGCACCACUGGCCAGAUUAUGUUCGACGAACAAGGCCAGCGCGUCGGCUACACAGUCGACGUUAUGGAACUCACGAUGCGACAGAAGAUGCAGAAGAUUGGUUAUUGGUCUCAAGCAACGGGUUUCAUAAAACAGCCGGAUCCUAGGGGAUAUCCACCGACAUGGGUUGACCCAUCUGAGAAGAAACUCGUAGUCACUACCAUACUGGAGCCGCCUUUCCUCAUGUACAAGAACGCUAACGAUACCACUGAUGACGAGGACAACCUGGAAGGCUACUGCAAGGACCUCAUCGUCAAGCUGAUGCGUGCGAUGGGCCGAGAGUACAGCAUUCGCCUGGUCAAGGACAAUAAAUACGGUUCUCGAGACAAGUCUUCGCAGUCUGGGUGGAAUGGAAUGAUUGGCGAGAUCCUUAGAAAGGAGGCCGAUAUCGCCGUAGCGCCACUGACCAUUACGGCUGAGCGAAGCCGAGCCGUGUACUUCAGUGAGCCCUUUAUGAGGUCUGGCCUCGCGGUGCUAGCGCGGCGGCCCGAGGCAGAGUCGCUCAGCGUGUUCAGCGUAUUCAGCUUCUUGCGGCCUCUCUCGUGGGAGGUGUGGCUGUGCCUGCUGUCUGCCUACGUCGCCGUCGCCGUGCUGCUGUUCGUCAUCAACCGACUCAACCUGGCCGUGGCUACUCCCCCUAAGGCUCCCCCUGGACCGUGCAGCCACUUGUACAACAGCCUGUGGUAUGCCCUCGGGGCAUUCAUGUCCGAGGAGUGCAACAACUGCAGGCCCAAGUCUGUUGGCAGUCGACUCAUCAGCUUCGGAUGGUGGCUCUUCGUCCUUGUGAUGUUAUCAAUGUACACAGCACAACUGUGGGUGAAUCAGCCUUUCAGGGCACCUUCUCCUUCGCUGAAAGACGUCAAGGAACUGGCCAUGCAAGAUAAGGUGGAAUAUGGCAUUGUCAGAGAUUCUGCCACCGAAGAGUUCUUCCGGCGCACCAAGGACACCUUCUACGCAAGAAUGUGGGACUCGAUGGCUUCGUUCAACAACACUAUGACGGCUAGUAAUGAAGAAGGCGUAAAAAGAGUCCGCGAGUCCGAGGGAAACUACGCCUUCAUAGUGGACACCACGAAGAUAAAGUAUGCAACACAGAAGGCGCCCUGCGACCUCGUUCAAAUUGGCGACACAUUCCAGCCUUCCGGUUAUGGCGUCGUUGUGUCGCACAAGUCACCGCUCAAAAAAAUACUGGACGUCAGUAUAGCCAGGCUCCAAGAAGAUGAAGAACUUUACGCUCUGUACAAGAAAUGGUUCGGGAAGGAAGAAUGUCAUAAGCGAGAACAAACCGCCGUCCCGCUGGAGGUGACCAAGGUGGGCGGUUGGUUCGUCAUUCUCGGUGCCGGACUGAUCAUCGCCGUGGCCGUGGCCGUGGCUGAGGUGUGGUGCAAGUCCCCCGCCAAGCCCAAAAAGGAAAAGAAGCCCAAGGAGCCAAAGGAGCCAAAGCCUAAGAAGGAGAAGAAGAAAAAGGACAAGAAAGAGAAGGACGGCGAACAGAUCAAGGAAGAAGGCGUGGAGACGCAGCUCCUCCAGCCGGGGACAAACCCAAGCGCCUAUACGGGGGGCUACGUGGGAGGGGCCGACCUCACCAUUGAGGAGGUGGGCGAAGAAGAGGAGGAGGACGAGGUGGUCAAGGUUCCCAUCGCCGACGUGGAGAACCUGACUGACUCGGCAGAUGACAGCCGCGACAUCACGCGCGACGUGACAGCUGACCGCAUCGUUCCCCUGGCCGUGAACCCUCUGGAGAACCACCCGGAGAUAAAGUCCAUCGACCACAGCCCCAUCGAGUCGCCAAAAGGCGGUGGUGGGUACGAAAGCUCCGAAGUCUAGGCCUCUUCGGGUGGAGCCCGCAACCAAGUCGGAGAGCGAUGCCUUUCCAGCACUGCCGGUGUGUCACCGAGGGAGCAGGAUGGCAGUAUUUAACUGCUCCUGCCAAAAGAAGCAUUACCGAUGCGGUUAAGCCGGUUGACUGUGAGAGCCAUGGCUGUGACCUCAAUGAGCAACAUUGUUUUGACGCAACACACGCGAUAGGGAACAUAUGCACAGUCAAACAGGCACCGAGAAAUAUGUAGUGAUAGCUGCGCCUCGGUUCGUGUUGACUGGAGCUUGUUCCGUAAUGGCGUAUUUUGUAAACAUUGUCCCUUUUCUUUUCGGUGUCGUUCUCCUAUCGUCCUGUAGGGUGACGCUACGGCAGUCAAAAAAGAACGAAUUAGCAUCUUCACCCUGAGGCACGUACAGGUUCUGACGGAUCAGACAAAAAGAAAAGGGAGAUUGAGAACGUUUGCUCUAUUUUCAACCACACGAUGGCGCUGAGUUUUCUCCCAUCAGAUUAGGCAUUCGCUGGAACACUACAAAUUGUUCUAUUGAUGCUUACGGUAUUCCUCAAAGCAACAGCAGUGGAUGUACAUAAAUCAAACGUUGAUGGAACUUAAAGGGCAAAUUCAUGGGGCUAACGAGCCUGUUCAUCGAGCAGAGUACAGGGCGCCUGAUUCAUGGUGCGUCCGGAUUUAGACAACGAGAAACGCAACAGUAGAUUAUUACCUACAUGCUAGAGGAGAAAAGCCGUUGUAUCAAGCGGCCAUUUUUGGUCACGAUUACUGAAUGAGAAAUUAGUGGGGCAGCAGCAGGAACAGCCGCCGCUCUGGAGCAACUCACACUGCCAUUUCUUAGGAUGGUUACAAGCCGAACGUAUCCAUAUCCCAGUAUAUUCGUGCAGUGCACUACCUUCCCGACGUACAAAGAAGGCACGCAUUCAGAGCACUAUUAGACAUGUCUUUUUGCGUAGCACGAAUUUUUGCACCCGCACUCGAAGGCUGUGUCCGCACGUUCAAGGAUUUAGAGUUUCUAGCUAAAACGGUACUUGUCACCUCACAGUGAAAAAGAAAUCCACCCGUGGCGACAAUAACACCGACUACCAUGAUUCUUGUUUGCGUUUUUCUGCCACCUUGCUUCGAGCGCAAGAAUAAUGUAUGGUUGCUUAAAGUCAUGGAGCUUGUCUUAGCCAAGAAUUGACAGAUGCUUGAAAAGCGCCACUCGGCUAUGAAUGGGUGGCUUCUCGAAGUAAUACAUGAAGGAUGUGUACAAAUAAAGCAAGCUUGCGCAAAAAUUAAAGCUCCACCCUUAUUUAUAUCUUUAUUUCGCCCGACAGGAAAAAAAACACGGGCGUAGCCAGACUUAACACUUUAUGCUGAGAGCGCGUGUUAUGGUGGUUGAAAUUAAAAUUAAGAUCAACAAGAGAACACCUAGUGGAAACGAAGUGCGGAUUUAAUACCACGGCCCAAAAACAUGAAUGAUGUUCAUUCCGAAGAGAACUGAACAGCAGUGAACACACUUACUCCAGUUCUAUUUCCUUGAAAACUGCUCAAUAGAUUCUGGCUGUGUCCAAACUAUCGCCAAAUUUUGUCAACUUUUUAAGCUUCUCGCGUAGGAACUACAGCACUUUUCUGCAAAAUUACAAGUUCUUCAAAGAGCUGCACCAAGGCAGCAACGCAUCAAACAAAAAACGGGCCGCUUGCUCUAUACAUAAUUGUUCCCUAAAGCCGAUCAUGUCAUUCGCAAUCUUCACGGUAGUGAUAGAUGUUCACGUAGAGAAAAAAGAAAGUAGUGAUGACAACUCUGGUGUUUCCUACAGACAGAAACUAUAAAGGGUUCCCAGCUAAGGUUAGCCAAGCUGUUCGACGAAAAAAAAAAAAAAGAUCAAAAUUCAUGGUUCAAGAUGCUAUAUUGAGACCUAGGGUGUUCGAUCGUCAGAUCUCUGACGAGCGAACGCCAUGGGUUUAAUAACUGCAUCUUGCACCGCGUUUUGUUUUCAGCCUUUUGUUGCAAUAUUUAAUUGUAUUGAACGACUUCCCUAACGUUAGCUGGGACACGGUAUAAAAAAACCUCAACCCCUUCGAUCUAUUGGAACACUGGGUGAUGGUGCUUGUUGUGAGAAAUUUUUUCACCACUAUACGGCCUUUUUCUGCGCCAGCCGAGGUAGUUCGCGUUGUACACACGUCACAAUACACCCGGCACCGGAGCCCUCUGGCUACGUGCGCCCACAAACGCCCCUACGACCGUCCUGUCAUAUGAUCACAUGACGCCGACGUAUACCAGCGUGUCGCUUCCGUAGAUGGCAACUAGCAUAGCCCUAAUCUAUUUCUGCCUCCAGAACGCUACAAAUUCGCCAUCGACAUUGCAGUGCGAUGUCACAACUCCCUGCAGGCGCUGUGUGUCACGGAGCGAAACUAGACAACAACGUACAGUUGGUUUUCCGGUGAUAGUGUCAAAGGGCCCCCCGAUCAUCGACCUGUGUGUGUUUAGCUGGCGCCACAUGGGCCCCUACUCUGCCUGCCUGUGACAUCAUCUAUUCGCCCCAAUCGCGCUGACACGUAGCUUCCGGUACCGCUUUGCUUGAUCCGUGGUUGUCGCCCCGAUUAUCGACUGAGAGUUAUCUUCUUCAAAGCCCGCAGCGGUCACAGCCAUUGGUUAUUGCGUACUGGGUGGCGUUGUUCCCGUUGCCGCUUACGGCGGCGCCCUGAGGACACAGCACGCUCUGCUCAACAGUUGCGCCCGCUGUAUUGCCGCCCCGUGUUCCGAGCGCUUGUGUCGUCGCGUGCUGUUUGCUCAAGCGGUCGCACGGGGGCGCUGCCUUUCGUGCAGUGCCCAUCGUGGUGCGCGUUCGUGUGCAGUGAUACGCUACCAUAUUUUAGAGGUAGAUCCUCAUCGACGUGUGAGUGCGCAUCAUGUGUCAUUCUGUCACCUGUGCAUCACUAUAAAGAAAACGCGGUGAUUCUCGCCGCGCACGCUAAGAGGCCAGCAGAUUAUUCGUGCACGUCAAAAGCUGUGCGCCCAGAUUGUGCUGCGUGAACGUUUGGAGUCUAUCGAAGCUCGUGGCCCCCUCCCGCAGAGAACGAAACUGUUCGUGUCUAGUGCAGUGGCUCCUUGACUUUGUUUUCUCUUUCGUUCUCACUCUUUUUUUUUUUCUGUGGCAGACAUACCGUGCAUAAAAAGACAAUCGACGUCUGAACGUCGGGACGAGUAUAUACUAAUUGCGAAACGGGUAAUUGCAAGUUAGUUAUGGCUUUAACAAGGCCAUGAGCUGGUUUUCGUGGUCUUUAAACGGUGAAGUAUUGAAUUCGUUAAUGGAACACACACGCUGUUAAGCGCUGUGCCAUGUAUAUAUCUGAAAGCCACCGCAAUGAGUUGCGUGCAUUUGUCGCUCCUAGUGCCGGAUCACAAGCACGCACCAUCUGCAAUGUCAGCAACCCUGUCAACUCAGUAUGCACACUUUAAGGAAUAUAUUGCACACACAGUUACCGAAGUUUUCUUUUUGCAAAGUGUGAACGCUUUCCGAGAUUCUAUAAAGAAUUGAUGUGGCCUACAGCUUCGUCAUCAGCCACGCAUUGGCAUAAGACAACAAAUUUGGGUUAGGCAAAUCCAUUACGGACGAUCCACUGCACGUGCCAAAUCAUCGCCACAUUUCAGCAAACGAUGCUUAUAACUAUAGUGGCUUAGCGCAAUGUAACGGAGGGACAGAGAAAACAAUAAACAGACGAGGAUUUUUUAAUGAAAAAGAAUGUCUCUAUCUGAAUCAGCAAAGUCUCUAUGAGCCUGUACUUUUCCGAGUACGAUUUUAUGCACUCCGCUCUAUUUAUGUCAAGGUUUUUUCUCCCUGUGAGACGAUGAUGCCCCAGUGCAUCAAUGAAUAGUACGUCUAUCGGUGCGUGGCAUGUCAAUAAACAUUUGGUAGAAGCACCCAUCCUCGCCUGCUUCAUUGUUUGUUGUGUCCGUCCAUUACAAUGCGCCAAGGUGCCAUAGUUAGAAUGCAAGACCAACUAGCCCAACAGCCAGUGCUCCCGAUGCUUUGUGUUUUACAUUUUGUUAAAAGCGACAUGUGUUUGUGUAUUUCGUUUUCUGUAUCUUAAGAGAGGCAGGUAUGAACAUACCAAAGCAUACGAGCCCACAGUUCUAGUAUUUUCACCUGAAAAGCAUGCAUCUGUCCUCCUCCAAGAAUUACGCAUAAAUGUCCAAUAAAUGCUAUUAGCAUAGGAUUGAAUCUCUAUAUAGCUACUACGACUGGCCUUUUUUUUUAUUCUUUAUUUUAUUUUUAUUUUUAUUUUUUGCAUCUGUGGCUCCAAAGUAAUCAUUGUGUGCAUGUGUGUAGAUAAAAAACAAGGUAGGGGGGAAAGAAACCCUCAGUUGGCAGUAACAUUACUGUGAACAUUUCGACUGCAAUGUUCAUAUUCCCUGUGGAAUUGAUACUCUGCUCCUGGGUAUUCGGCUCACCAUGUACCAAAAAUUGCAAAGAAUCCAAGAGAAUUGCACGUAGCUUAUUCGCUUCGCCUACGUUCGGCUGAAGAAUUAUGGCUCACAAGAAAAUACAUUUAACAUCGCAAACUUAUUUGAGUUCUGAUUAAACCGGAAAAAGUUUCAAAAUUGUAAAUUUCGUGUGGACAAUACCCUGGCGACGUUUACUGUACAGUUUUCUGUGGUGCUAUUCUUUGCUUGCUAAAAAUUCGCCUCCUUCUCUAAAGUACUAGAACAUUACAUGGAACGUUAGUAUAGCUCAUGUUUCUAAGAAUUCAAAAUCUUGUGAAGCGUUUUCGGAAUCGGAUUGGAGCUCGCAAGUAUUUUUUCUUUCUUUUUUUCGCAUUUGUUGGAAACGUCUCUUUGUACACAGCUUGCGAAACAAUGACCUAUGUGCAGAGUAUGAUAAACUAACAGCGUGCGGAAAUCACCGCCCCGUACUUGGACUAGCCGAAUGUUCAUUCCGUGCGCCCUUCAUCGCUUUCCACUCGCAAAUACCAUCAGGGAGCGAGCUGCCGGUUUCGACGGCGUCUCGUUUGAACAAUGUCCCGGUUUAGAAACUCAUAUAGGAGAACACUUGUUGACGUGACGUGUGUUUAUACAGUGUACCCCGUAACGCUGCCACCAGCAAAGGUCCUUUUGAUGUUAAGCAAAAUGCUCUUCUGGCAUUCUCGUCCCGAGCUCUAUCUAUACUCCGUAGAUGUGGUUCCUUUCGGACAGCUCAAAUACGUGGCGUAGGUUGUUGGAAGUCAGCGCUUAUAAUUAGCCUCCAAAGCAAAGGAAAUGUGAGCCAGUGCAUCCUCGGCUCCGAGGAUGCGGUCGACGGGGCACUGUAUUCGGACACAUUCUGCAGUGCUGACCAACGUAGCAGCUUUAACGAAGUGUGUUCUACGGUGGCCAGAGAUUUCGUUAUGUGUGUGUUGUUCUUUUCUUUUUUUUUCCUGGUGUACAACUGCGUCAAUGUUCUCUCUACAUACAGACAUAUAUAUUAUACAUACUUAUGUAAUCUUACAAUGCAAGUCAUGCAUACCGUGUAUUAAUAUUCCGAUGUAUACCUGUAUAUCGCGUACGUGAGGGUGUGCCAUGCUGGGACGCUACAACUUUUGUAACUGUUCAUGUUUCUCUCUGUACAUUUAUAAAUGGCAUCGGUUUUACAAAAAUAAAGUGUCCGA
Molecule: messenger RNA, 9185 nt
Organism: Dermacentor silvarum
Lineage: Eukaryota; Metazoa; Arthropoda; Arachnida; Ixodida; Ixodidae
Product: glutamate receptor 3-like
Exons: 16
Coding region: 583-3555 (990 amino acids)
Biological process (GO): synaptic transmission, glutamatergic; modulation of chemical synaptic transmission; monoatomic ion transport
Cellular component (GO): postsynaptic membrane; plasma membrane
Molecular function (GO): transmitter-gated monoatomic ion channel activity involved in regulation of postsynaptic membrane potential; glutamate-gated receptor activity
Source: RefSeq, a predicted model, not a curated record